Molecule: messenger RNA, 327 nt
Organism: Didymodactylos carnosus
Lineage: Eukaryota; Metazoa; Rotifera; Eurotatoria; Philodinida; Philodinidae
Source: the annotation of a GenBank genome assembly
AUGGCUUCUGAUGAUGAAUUUAAAAUUGAUGAGAUCACUUUUAUUGUUAAAGAUGUUGUUCGUCGUAGAAUUGGUGAUCGAGAAUUUGCUCAAGAAAAAGUAAAAAACUGGAAUUCGGAUAUUUUAACAGGCAUAAUUAAAGAAUUACAAAAACAAAAUAAACAAUUAAAAUAUGUUGUCACAAUAUUGAUAGCAGAAAAAACAGGAGCUGGUUUACAUACGGCAAUGUCAACAUUGUGGGAUGGACAGAGUGAUGGAUGUGCAACGAUUCGAUGGGAAAAUAAAUCCAUGUUUUCUGUCAUAACUGUUUUCGGUUUAGCUAUGUGA